GCAAUAACUAAUUAUUUCGGAGAAGUUCAUCAGGCGAUAUCAGGCGGCCGAUGUACAACAACAGAACAAGAAAACAUAAAACAAAGAAAACGAUACAAAGGAUUAAUGACUAAGCUGACUAAAAACUUAAAUUUUGUCUUGAAAUAUUGCACUAGAAGGUGAUUAACGUAAGUAGUUACUAACUCAAAACAAAGUUAAGCAUUUAGAUUAGAGUCACGUCGAGCCAAUAAGCGACCCCCUCCCCAGGCCCCGCCCCCGGCUGGCCCCUCCACCCCUUUGAUGUUUUAAAGCUCAUGGUGGCGCUGUUCGUCAUCGCAGACAGAAUCAUCACACAAGUGUCAGGUGAAAACAAUCUUCAAACCCGGAAACUAAUUAAAAUCAAUGUAAACAACAACAACUGUUGUUAAGAUAGGGGCAAGACACCAUGGAGACGAUACAGCAAAGAUGUUUAUCAAUGAAGGAACUAUUACUGAAGGCAUGGAGAGAACGUUGGACAGAUGUACAAUGGAGUACACAAAUGAAGCAGAUCUUACCACCAGGAGUGUCAGGAGAUAAUUAUAAACUAGCGGAUAUGAUCUUGACCCAGGCUUUUGUUGGACCCAAUCCUAACAGCCUAAUGCUGUCUUAUCUCAAACAUGUGAUAGUAUCUCAGGUAGUCUCGCAUUCAGCCGUUUUUAACUCGAUCAGUGAUCAUGACACAAUAUGCAUAACAAGGCCGUAUUGUAUGAAGAGCUUGAUGGAGAUUUUCUCAGGAUGUGUCAACAAAAUCAACUGCCAAGGCUCAAUGGAAGAUUGUUUGAAUCUAUGUCAGUCCUUUCUACAAGUCAUCCAAUGGCUUCUACAUUCUAUUGCCCUCAUACUAGAGAAGAUGCCUGAGUUAAGAGAUCUACAAGUCAUGGCCACCAAUCUAGACAUCAUCAGUGAAAUAUUACGCAUUACUUGUAUGAGUCGAGUCAAUAAGAUAUUUCUGUUUAUUGCUAAACUUGAAGAUGAAGGUACAUGGACUGAGAUGGAAGAGACUAUUGAUUCUAUCAAAGUUACCUUAAGUGCAACUCAGUCACAGUCACAACCAGGACAACAAACUAGAGGUGGUAGUAGUCAAGUGGACCAGCUUCUCAAUGCUCCAAGGACAACCUACUCCAAUCAGAAUGCUAAUAAGAAAGAUAAAGGAGAUAGAGCAACUACUGAAUCAAUACGAGAACGGCUGGAGAGGAGUCUAACUGAUGUUCUUAAAAUAGCUCAACUAGAAACCAAUCACACUGCGUACACUAAUACCAUUGAAUUGAAGUCAAUGAGUACUAGUAUUGGUAUUAUGACCUUCAUGGAAGCAGCUCUUAAUGUUACCAGCGACCUACAACCAUUCGUGGAUCAAUUACUACUAGUGGAGCAACUACAGGAUCUACCUAGAGCUAGUAUAUACCUUGAGUUAUGUCAUGCUAGUCUACUUGGAUUGAUUGAUCUAUCCGACCCGAGUGAUGAACUGAAAUGGCUGGCGUUUACAUUCAUCAAGCUACCUCUGAUCCUCACUCGGUUGAAGCAGAAUCCAUCACUCAGUGAUUCUACAGACGUCAAUACUCAUUUCCUGAGUUGCUUUGAGCAGUUACUCAGAUUCAAUGUAUUGAUUGAUCGGGCAGAUACCAAACACAACUGUGAUUGUAUGCAACAGUUACUGCCCCAAUGUUGUAAGCUUGGAUUACUAACGGAAACUCAAGUCAGAGAGUUACUGGCAUCAAGAUCAGUAACUCGUAAAGCAUCGAUACAGUGUCGAUCUACAGGUCAUGUAUCUCAUGAUUCACCACCACAGUUACCUAAUGCUACACUAGUCAUCAGAGCUGAAACAACAUCAACUAGUAUAUUGAAGAAUAUGGACAUGGAUUACUCCAAGAAUCCCGAUGAUUUACUUGGAGUUCUUGGUCACAUGAUGUCUGGCAAGAGUUUUGAAUUGAUCAUUGCUGCUCUAGCUACCACUGGAAAACUCAAAAAGUUUACUGCAAAACUUAUUAAAUUCAAUGAGCAAGCCUGUAAGCAGACACUGGUAGAGGUCAGUAAAGGAUCUCAAGUCCGAGCAGCAUUGUUUGAUAUAUCCUUCUUGAUGUUAUGUCAUAUUGCUCAGCUGUAUGGAACAGAGAUGGUGACAUCUAAUGGUGGCGAUUCCCUAUUUGAGACAUGGGUGCAGCAGUGUUUACCGGAUGAUAACGGAGCUAAACCUCUUGGUUCAUUCCCUGCUAUUGACCCAGCAAAGGGAGAUAUACUCCUAGGGCAAUAUAACUCCAGUAUGGACCUCAAGACAAUGCAGACACGUUGGAAUGAAGUGAUUGAUACAAUGCCUUAUAUUAUGCAAGAAGUGUUGUUUGCCUGGGAGAAUGGUGCUAUUAAUGUGGAUCAAAUACAAAAACUAGUUGACAGUCUGAAAAGUAAGUUAUGCUGUCUUCCCAUCUGCUGUGUGGCCUGGUUAUGUAGUCACAUUGCUGUGAUUGCAUCUACUGAGCGUAAUAGACCCCUCAGCUUACUACAGAUUAUUUGCUCUCCCAGCACUAGUCAGUUUGGAGUACCACUACAAAUCUAUGACAAUGAACGAAACGCCAUGAUGAAAAUCAUUAUCAAGAAAAUGUGCAGCAGCAGCACCAGCACAAACACACUAGCUCAUGCCAACAAAGACGUCCCAACCUUACCACUAACCACCCCUUCAACUCAAGUGUUGUCAUCCAUCUUCAGAGAGAUUAUGGAUAAGGGUUGUGUUGAUAGGAGGACCCUCUCUUUGGUGGAUCAGUUGAUUAAUUGUGGGGGUGUUCUGUGGUUUUGCAGAGGAGUGGUGCUUGAGAUUUGCUCUUUACAUUGUAAGAAUGAGCUUACUAUGGCAGUUGAAGUUGCAUUUGCCAUGUUCCAAGUGGACAUAGAGCAAUUGACAUUGACGCUGAUUCGUAAGGUUCUGCCACGUAUUCUAGCCGAUCCACUCAACUUUGAGAAGUUGAGUAAUCCUCGAGGUCAUGCUCUAGCUAAGUUGACAGUGUGGUGUAUUGCGGCAACGCUGACCAGUCAUACAAGCUCAAGAGAUACCAAGUCUAAAGAGAGUCCAUUUAGGAUGCUGAGAGGUCGUAAGAGAAGCAGAGGAGAUCUAGAUAGAGAGGAUUCAAGUGUCUUAAAAGAUGAAGUGAGGCCAUCAAAGAUAAGACGAUUAUUGAGUCCAGGGGAUGAAGACGGCUCAGGAAGUAAUCUUACAGGGUCAGUGAGUUACAGCACUGGAUUUCUUGUUGCUCAGACUCAACAACAAUUGAAUGAACCAUUUCCUAAAGCAAUAGUAUCGUUAUUGCAGUUAUGUUCAUCAGUGAUGUGUAGCAGUAUGAUAGGACCCAGGACUGAGUUUGUUAUAUCUCUCAUGAUAGAAAUCACUCAGUGUGGUGAACAUAUUAGUUCAGGCAUACUCCAGUUUGCACCUAUUACUAUGAUGACUCAGAUGUUGAAUACUUCCAGUGGUCCACAUCUUCUAGAUCUUGCUUUAGCUGUUGGACGAGUUGAUAGUAUUGUAGCUCGGAGACUCGCUGCCAAAGCAUUAUGUCAAUACAGUAAAAGUGGACGUCUCUAAAAUCAACUUCAAGUUUAAAGGCACUGGACACUAUUGGUUUUUACUCAAAAUAAGUGUUAGCAUUCAACAAAAACUUGGUAUUGAGCAAAAAAGAGCUGUUGAUAGUUAGUAUAAAACAUUGUGAGAAAUGGCUCCCUCUGAAGUACAUAGUUUUUGAGAAAGA
Molecule: messenger RNA, 3746 nt
Organism: Asterias rubens (European starfish)
Lineage: Eukaryota; Metazoa; Echinodermata; Asteroidea; Forcipulatida; Asteriidae
Product: mediator of RNA polymerase II transcription subunit 24-like
Exons: 24
Coding region: 425-3583 (1052 amino acids)
Cellular component (GO): mediator complex
Molecular function (GO): transcription coregulator activity
Source: RefSeq, a predicted model, not a curated record